Molecule: messenger RNA, 1475 nt
Organism: Trichoplax adhaerens
Lineage: Eukaryota; Metazoa; Placozoa; Uniplacotomia; Trichoplacea; Trichoplacidae
Exons: 3
Coding region: 53-1090 (345 amino acids)
Source: RefSeq, a predicted model, not a curated record
CGAGCCAAAAUUAAUCCGUCUCAACUGGCUAGGCUUGGUUGGAAUUAUAAAGAUGAAGUUCAUUGUUCUUGGAUUGCUUUGCUUGUGCAUCUUUAAAGCAUCUGGAGAUGCCACUAAUCCUUUAAAUAAUGAGGAUAAAAAUGCUGAGAACUGGAGUGCAAAUCCUGAUCACUCCUAUGACGUACCGGUAAAUAGCGGUGAAGAUGUGGCUAAAGACGAUGAAGGCCAAGAACUUAGCGAUAAAAGUACUGAAGAAUUACAAGAGAAAUUAUCCACAGAGGAUGAAUCCGAAGAAAACAAGGAGGUCGAAAUACCAGAAUCUGCUAACAAGGAGGAAUUCUUUGAUGAGAAACAAUUGGCAAGUGAUAGUGAAUUGAGUGAGACAGAGGUGGCGGAUGAUAAGCAAGCUAAAUCUUGGGGAUGGCGUCGACGAAGACGCUAUUAUAUCCGUAGACGACGUUCUGAUCCAUGCUUGUCAAUUAGAGUUAGUCUAAAUCGUUGUAUUCAACGAAGAAAUUGGCUACAAGCUAAAGUUAAUCGAUUAAUCAAUAGAAUCAAUCGGUUAAAGAGUAGAAUUCAAAGAAAAAACGUUGUCAUCCAAGGUUUAAAAACGCGUAUAAGGCAAUUGGUGAGCGUAAUCAACAAUUUACGAGCUCGCAUCCAAAACUUGAGAAAUUCCUUGAACCACGUGACACAAAAACAUAAUGCCCUUGUUCAAAGAUUUAACAAAUUGCUCGCUUUAACACGAAAGCUAAAAGCGAAAUACUUGAUUCUGUCGGCCAAGUAUAGGCAAAUUUUAACCGAAAACAAGCAAUUACGAGCUCUGGUCAAAACGCAAUCCAAUCAGAUUCAGUCUUUAAAGGGGCAAAAUGCUCAAUUACAAACACAAAUUGUACAACACGUACUCGACAAGAAGGCUUUGCGCGUUCAAGUCAAGAAGUACAAGCGUAAGUUUUACAAAGCUCAGUAUGAUCUUGAAAAAUGUCGUCUCUGUUGCGAUGCAUGUAGUCAAAAAUAUCCUGCUGGCAAAAAUAGCACUGUUACAAAUGGUGGAAGCACUAAAGCAGAGUUGACUGUUAAUGAUUUUUAGUUCAAUGGCUUCAGAUAAAUAAAAUAUCUUCUUGAGGUAGUUAAAUUUUAAUAGAAUUUGUCUUUACAUUUAGAUAAGUCCUCAUAGUAAAGCCUUCAGUCUUUAAUAUCGUUAUAUAUUGAUUGCAUAACGUAGUGUAUUUAAUAGGUUUGUUACUAAUUUAGUAUUCAUUUUUAAAGACUAUUCUAUACUUACCUCAUCAAUGAUCAACUCAACUUAUUUUAGAUUAUAUAUGUGUAAACUGAAAGUCAUAGGUCUGUUUAAUCAUUAAAGAGUAGAAUUAUUGCUGCAUUAAAAUUGUCGCUAAUAAUAACAUGAUAGAAUUCACUGGUGUUGUUUAUGUUAAACUUUAAGGUUGUCUUAAUUAAUAAAAGUAUUUCAUAAC